Messenger RNA from Saprolegnia parasitica CBS 223.65, 1260 nucleotides. RefSeq lists its product as hypothetical. NCBI's taxonomy places the organism in Eukaryota, Oomycota, Saprolegniomycetes, Saprolegniales, Saprolegniaceae. The record is from RefSeq and is a predicted model, not a curated record. The transcript is spliced from 8 exons. Bases 1 to 1260 code for a protein of 419 amino acids.
AUGCCGAAACCUCUGCCGACGACAGCGGAUCGACUCGAGACGCUCUUUGCCGAUGCCCUCCGCGCACAAGAGAUGGAGCGGUCGCGCCUCGCGAUCCGCUUGUUUACGCAGAUCAUUGACGAAGACGACGCUGGCCACGACACCAUUGUGUACCAAGCGUACGUUCACAAGUACAAGCUAGAGUGCUCGUUUUUGCUCUACAAGGUCGCGCGAGCUACGGCGAACGCGAUGCUUGAGCGCUUUCACGGCGCUCACGAAGCCUAUUUGCUUAAGGCUCGCGCCGAGGCCAAGCUGAACAAAUCGGCCGCGUCCGUGGCCUCGAUAAUCGCUGGCCUCGCCCACAACCCGAUUCACGGAGCCCUUCUGCGAGAGCUCGAAGAGAACCGAGAGGUACAGCGGCAAGCAACCAGUGCCACAGAGCGCAGCAAGCCGCGGGCAACGUUUGACGGACCGCCGUAUAGCAUGGACAUUGUGGAUAUCCCCGACACCUUUGUCGGUGUUGAGGCACUCCGGACAGUGCCCAGCCGGUAUGACUUUUUUGGCGCAUUUUCUGCUGACUUGAUUGCCCGUCUCGAUGCUCUCGAAGCUGCUCCUUUACAGUUAUCGCUCUUGUCCAAACCCGUGGUUUCCACGCUCGCACGGGCAGCGUCACUUGCGCCCAGGAGCACCAACCUCGCCAAGCUCUGCAUGCCCCGCGACUUUGUCCUGAGCUACUACGAAGCAGCUGCGAAUGCCAGCUCGUCCCUCUACGAACGUGACUGCGGUGUCAUCCUCAGCCGCGCCGUCCAUUUGCUGGAAACUCUACCGUUUGAGAUGCAUUGCGCCUUUGUGCUCGACAUUGACGACACGGCGCUCGUGAGCUACGGCUAUAUGAAGUCGACCAAGUUUGAGGCGAUUCCUAUGACCCAAUUCCAGUACCUCGUGCACGGCUCACCACCAGCAAAUCCUAUGGUCCUCCGGUUCUACGCCUACUUGAAGUGGAAGGGCGUUGAAGUGGUUUUCGUGUCGGAGCGACCGGAGCGGACCCGAGAUGCGACACUACGAGCGCUGUUUCUUGCUGGCUAUCGCGAAGAUAUAUUGGUUUUGCGCCAACCUAAUGAGCACCUCAUGUCGACGGCCAACUUCAAGCAGCGAGCGCGCGCAAAGCUCCAAAAAGAGUACAAGAUCAUCGGGUGUCUCGGUGAUCAGUUUGGUGACAUUACGGGCAACUACACGGGCGCCCGCUUCAAGCUCCCGAAUUAUCUAUACACAGUCGAGUAG